AGCCAAUCAGCUGAGAGAGAAACCAUCACUUCCGGUCCUGCACACCGACACAUGUCUACUAACCGCUAGCUCCGUCAGAAUUGCGAAAAUAAAGUGGCAAUAAACGCCACUGAAGAUGGUCCAGUUUAGUAGAAUCUGCUUCCGGAAGUUUGGAAACUUUGUGGACAAUCUCCGUCUGUACGUCCGUGGAGGCACUGGGGGCAUGGGCAUGCCCCGUCUGGGGGGGCAGGGAGGGAACGGAGGAGACGUCUGGGUGGUGGCAACAAAGAACGUGACCUUGAAGAGGAUCAAGGACAAGUAUCCUCUGAAACGUUUUGCAGCUGGAGCAGGAGUGAACAGCAGUAUCCGAGCACUGAAAGGAGAGAAGGGGAAGGACCAGGAGAUCUUUGCUCCUGUUGGUAUCACUGUCACCACUGAAGAUGGCAGAAUACUUGGUGACCUGAACGCUGAAGGUGAUCGUGUAAUGGUGGCGAAAGGAGGACCCGGAGGCGGCCUGUACUCUGCGUUUGAGCCCAGUAAGGGCCAGGCCAAACACAUCCGGCUUGACCUCAAACUGAUCGCUGACCUGGGCCUUGUUGGGUUCCCGAAUGCAGGAAAGUCCUCUCUGCUGACGGCCAUGUCUAACGCCACUCCUCAGAUUGCCAGCUACGCUUUCACAACUUUGAAGCCGGAGAUUGGGAAACUGAUGUAUAAAGAUCACAAACAGAUUUCUGUUGCUGACCUCCCAGGCCUGAUCGAGGGAGCUCACAUAAAUAAAGGCAUGGGCCACAAGUUCCUAAAACACGUGGAGAGGACCAAGCAGCUGCUGUUUGUUGUCGAUGUUUGUGGUUUCCAGUUGGCGAGUAAAACACAGUUUAGAUCGGCCUUUGAAGCUGUGCAGCUUCUCACCAAGGAGCUGGAGCUGUACAAAGAGGAGCUUGUGUCGAAGCCUGCUCUGCUGGUCGUGAAUAAGAUGGACCUGCCCGAAGCCGAGGACAAAUUACAAGAGCUGAAGGAGCAGCUAAAAAAUCCAGAUGAAUUCUCUGAUCUGUUGCCUGACAACAUGAUACCAAAGAAGCACAUGACCUUCAGACAGGUGGUUCCCAUCUCUGCCACCACUGGGUUUGGUAUCGAACUUUUGAAAAGCUGUAUCAGAGAGUCGCUUGAUGAUGACGCAACCCUAUCAACUAAAGCCAUCCACCGGGAAAGACUGCAGGCACUAAGGCACCCAUCACGUUUGUGAUAAACAUGGACGACAUCUCGCAGGUUUCAGUCGGACCUACGCAGCAUGAUGACGGAGGAGUCUCAUUCUGUCUGCCAAACAAGGUCAAACUGGUGAAGUGAAGUGGAGCUGUUAGCGCCGUGCAGGUAAACAUCAUCCACCCUGUGACAACAGUAACCAUAGUUUCAGUGCAUUUCAGGAUGACUAGAAUUUCUUAUUGAACAUCACAGACAAAAUAUGUAGCAUUGCAAGUUUGGUUUGUGAUUGUUAUCAAAAUGUUCUCUAUUCUGAAAUGGUACACUGUUGUGAGGUAUUAGAAGAUACAUAUUUUUAUGCCUUUACAGUAAAGGAUGUUGGUCAAGCAAAUGCAGCACCAAAAUGGUGAUACAGAAUGUUCCAUUCCUGUUUCAUCUGAUCGCUAAUGAUGAUUAAGAUUGUAUUUAUUGUUGUUUGUGUGUUGUGUUCUCCCACGACACAGAUUCUGUCGACUCAACAGUGAAUCUGAUCCAAAACGAGUGCUCCCCCCCAAUUUAAAAUAUGUAUAUCUGUGGUGAACCCAUUGGAAUGAUAUUCAUGCAAUGUAAUGAGUCCAGGGCAGUGGCACUAAAAACAGAGUCAGCAGCCCAGCAGACUGAAUCCAACAUAGCUGGAAAACAAAAUUUUACAAUUACAUUGACGAAUAACUGUAUUUAAUAUGAAUAAGUCUCGACUGAUUGUUGAGCCAGUCAAUGAGGUCUGUGCUGGAUCAGUGCUUCCAAGCAGUGUUGUAAUACAAAGCAAUUAAUAAAGUCAGCUUUCCUGUU
Molecule: messenger RNA, 2004 nt
Organism: Scophthalmus maximus (turbot)
Lineage: Eukaryota; Metazoa; Chordata; Actinopteri; Pleuronectiformes; Scophthalmidae
Gene: gtpbp10
Product: GTP-binding protein 10 (putative)
Exons: 10
Coding region: 116-1222 (368 amino acids)
Cellular component (GO): mitochondrion
Molecular function (GO): GTP binding; GTPase activity; magnesium ion binding
Source: RefSeq, a predicted model, not a curated record